Molecule: messenger RNA, 990 nt
Organism: Caenorhabditis briggsae
Lineage: Eukaryota; Metazoa; Nematoda; Chromadorea; Rhabditida; Rhabditidae
Exons: 5
Coding region: 1-990 (329 amino acids)
Source: RefSeq, a predicted model, not a curated record
AUGAGCACUUCAUGUCGACGUCUGGAUGAUGUGGCAUUAUGGAGUAUUCUGAAAGCUGUGGAUGCUUCCACGUUGCAGAAUUGUAGAAGAGUCAGCACGAAGUGGAAUGGCGAGAUUCUGAGAUUGAAUGACUAUACCAGCAAAUUCAAUCCAGACACCCUGAUUCUAGAACUCGCUGGUUCAAAAUUCAAAGUUUCAGUGGGGACACCGAAUGCUAAGAAUGGAUCUGCAGAAAACUUGUUGAGUUCUGAAACAGUCCGAACGAUGCUGUGUCAUGUGGCUUCUCCAAAAACACUUUUGAUUUUUCUGAGCCAUGAAACCGAUAUAGAAGGCUUCGAAGUGAUGAUGAGUGGAAUCAGAGAUAAUUGGAUCAGUAAUGUUCAAGAGCUUGAAAUCGUUUCUCAUAAUCCCAGUCUAUCUAUUUCCAAAGUCUUGCAAUACUUGAAAAAGACUCCAAACUUGACUUAUUUUUCACUUUCCCAUCAUUGCAACGAAAUUAUUUCGAUUGGAGAUAUUUUUGAAAGUCUUCGUAAUUUGAAAUAUCUGAGAAUUUUUGGAUUCAACUCAAAUGAUGGAAGUGCCUGCUCUAGUGGAUUGAUCUUUGACGAUGAGGCUGUGAAACAGCUUCUGAGAAAUCAAAACGGAUGUCGGAAAUUUCAAAAUCUGGAACUGUACAAUACAGAUAUCACAGUUUCUUUGGAAACUUUGACGGAUUUUUGGAGAAGGGUGGCACGUCUCCCACCUGAUAAUAGUGUUCCACAGAAUGAAAAUGGGCCGAAAACACCUCAAGCUGAUAAGACUGUGAACCUUCUAUUCAAUAACUGUGGUUGGAAUUCUCUAGAUGAAUUGGAUCUUCUUUCUGAUAUUAUCCGACUGGCUUCUCGAUUUGAUUUUCCAACUCAACAGCCGGAUGAUAACACUUUGAAGGGUGAUUUCCAAUUUUCCAUUUUCGAAACCAAUUUCCUUCUCAAACUCAUGUCGGGAAAUUAA